AUGGCCUCCCUUGCCCACCUCUCUACCCCAUUGCCGUCAGAGCCAUCAGCAGCAGCACUGUCACCGGCCGCCUCUGCUCCCGCUGGGGUGCUGCACCUGGAGCGCUUCCUGGAGUCCAUCCUCAAGCAAAACCUCGAUACUGUCCUGUCGCAGCGCGAUGAGCUGUACGCGACUGUGGCGCAGUGUGCCCAGCUGCGGUGGCUGAUGGAUGACAUGCAGGCCCUAUCCCGCUACCAUUCCCUCAUCGAGGCGUCCACCGCCGCCGAAGCGGCGGCAGCAGUGCCACUCUCUGCGUUGGCGCCUGCAGCUAGCGGUGCACCCAACGCAUCGCCGCCGCUGAUGAGCAAGCGCGCGCAGGCGGAUGCCUACAAGCCGCCUCGGAGGAACAAGAUCUUGGUGGACCUCGGCAAUCAUUUUUACACGCAGGGCGUCGUCAAGGACGCGGGCGUUCUGUUAAUGAACGUGGGCUGUGGUGUUGUGCUGCCCAUGUCCCUCGAGGAGGCUCGCGAGUUCCUGCGGAAGAAGGAGGCGGUGGUGCGUCGGAUGAUCAUGAACAAGUCGAAGGAGGCGCUGCGCAUCAAGUACCGCAUCCGGCUGGUGACGGAGGCAAUCGCGCGGCUGAACGAGCGACACCUCGGGCUGUAA
Leishmania mexicana MHOM/GT/2001/U1103 is the source of this 645-nucleotide messenger RNA. RefSeq lists its product as hypothetical. The transcript has a single exon. The coding region runs from base 1 to 645 and encodes 214 amino acids. The record is from RefSeq and is a predicted model, not a curated record. NCBI's taxonomy places the organism in Eukaryota, Euglenozoa, Kinetoplastea, Trypanosomatida, Trypanosomatidae.